Molecule: messenger RNA, 1874 nt
Organism: Patiria miniata (bat star)
Lineage: Eukaryota; Metazoa; Echinodermata; Asteroidea; Valvatida; Asterinidae
Exons: 8
Coding region: 193-1653 (486 amino acids)
Source: RefSeq, a predicted model, not a curated record
UAUGCAUGUAAACAAACGGUACGGGUACGGAGGAUUUUGCACACUGGGAGAAUGGAAACUGACGAAGGUGGAAUGACGAAUGGAUAAUGACAUAAUAAGUGCUGUUAAAACGUUUUCUCUUUUUACCCGACGACUUCAUUUUACCCAAGUUGAGUCUUUGAUCAAGAGACCUCGGCUGAGCUAACGUCCAGAAUGGGCAACGAGCAAUCGCAGUCCAAUUUGAGUACUCCGGGCGGGUAUACCCAGCAAGGCGUGCGUGUGGGCGCUCAUAGCGGCGUCCCAAACGACCCCGUGCCGUACGCAGGUAGUCCACUGCAGUACUGUUUUGUCAAUGUUGAGGCUACACUGAGAACCCAAGCAACAUUUUUCUCAGCCCCCAUCAUAACGACAAACAUCGAUGCCUACUACGGCAUCAUCUCCCAGCCUUACGCUCAGGGAUUUUCCAUGGUUCAGUUCCAGUCCAUCCCUGGAGUCCAGAGGCAAAAGGGAUUCGGCUACAAUGUCGCUAUGCCAUUCCAAGCUAUCCUGUCUCGACCGGUCAAUGCGCCACCGUCUCAGGAGCGAUGGCAGCUGAGGGUGGAGAAAAGUUUCCUGCAGACGCAGAUGAUACUUAAGUUUUUCACAACUCGGGAGACAACAGUGUCCGACACAUCGGACAUAUACCAGAAGAUUAACGCAGUCGCGUCGCAGGGUGGCCGUUUGAUCUGCGUCGAAAUCACCGGUUUCGAGAAAGGCCCCAGCUUUGGGCAGGCAAUGUCGGGACACCAGGGAGUCAAAGGCGUAGAUCUCUUCUUCAACAUGCCGCUGCACCCGAACCCUAAGAUCUACGUCUACCAAGCCAUCAGCGUACCGGUGCAGUUCAGGCUGACGUCUUCCUUUCCUCAGCCGCGCAUCCAGGUGCUGACAGACUUCAUGGGCCAGUUUGCCGCCUUCUUACAGAAGGGCUGGAAACUGGUGGAGAUCAACUUUGACAAUUCCCAGACGACAGAACCCGGUUUCUUCUCGGCGCAUUCCAGUAUGAACUCCAUCUGGUUCUUUGAGAAGGAAGCGUCUAAGAUGCACAGCGAGGUGCCAGAAUGGCAAGGCACUAUUGUGGAAUACGAACACAAAGUCUCGGCCUCAUUUGGUGGCACCCGAGCCAAGACCAACUGGGAUCCAGUGGUGAUUGAGAUGGGCCAGCGGGGCUGGGAGCUAGCAUGUCUGGUGGAGUCCCCCGAGACCUACACCACAGGAUUCUCAUCAGCGGCCAUAAAGGUCCUCAUGUUCUUCCAACGUCGUAUCCUGCGACCCGUGGGAGCUGGAGGGUUCGCCAUGCCCCCUCAGGGUGGGCAACCCCCUCCCCAGGGUGGUUAUCCCCAACCCCAGGGGGGUUAUCCCCAACCCCAGGGGAGUUAUCCCCCACCCCAGGGGGGUUAUCCCCAACCCCAGGGUGGUUAUCCCCAACCCCAGGGGGGUUACCCCCAACCCCAGGGUGGUUAUCCCCAACCCCAGGGGAGUUACCCCCAACCCCAGGGGAGUUACCCCCAACCCCAGGGGAGUUACCCCCAACCCCAGGGGAGUUACCCCCAACCCCAGGGGGGUAAUCCCCCACCCUAUCCAGGUCAGACCCAGGGAGGCUAUCCCGGAACUCCCCCACAGACUGGAAAAAAGUGAGUGACCUUUGAGAGAUUCCAGCGUCAAAAUUGUGAACUUUCCAGAGGAAUGGACACAAUCUUUGCAACUGGCUGAUGUACAUACAUGACAUAUCAUAGUAAUAUGCAGUAUUUUAAAAUAUCGGUAUCUUUGAAUCAGGCCCCCAAAAUAAAUUGUGUUGCCCUCACUCGACCAACCCAAAAAUCUGGAAAUAUCUCCGGUGGUCUCUUGUCUUUUUCACU